AUGGUCUCCAAAAAGACAUCCGCUAGGCCGCCUUCAGGCAUAAUCGGCGACUUCAAGGUCCGCAACAAGCAGAAGCGCCAACUCCUUCACAUCAAGCGAAAGCGCGCCAAGGACGCCGCUCGCCGCGCACAACGGUUCGGAAUCAAGAAGGAAGAGGCCAAGAACCCGAAGUUAAAAGAGGAGCGGCUCAAGCGCAACAUCCCCUUGACCUUGGAGCGAAAGCGUGUAUGGGAUGAUGCCGGUAGCGACGCUGAAGAGCCCCUAGGACUGAGUGUCGAUGUCGAGCGGAUCAAGCGACAGAAACAAGAAGAAGAUGAUGAGCUGAACCGUCCGCUGGACAAGGCGACGGAUGACUCUGAGGAAGACGACGGUGGCAGUGACAAGGAAGAUGAUGAUAAUGACCUUGACAGCAUGCUAGCCAGCAGUGACGAAGAAGACGAAAACGACGAGGGGAAGGAAAGCAGCAAGGACAGUCGCGGCCGGAAACCCUCCGCUAUCCCCUCAGCCACCGAGCGUGCAACCAGCCCAUCGCAAUCAACAAAGAGCACAAACCUGAACCUAGCCCCAGAAGCUUUGGCCGCAAAAUUUCCCUCGCUCUUCUCGCCCGGCUCCCAACGACCCCCGAAGAUUCUAGUCACAACCUCCCUCAACUCGACCCUGCACCACGAAGCGCAAAUCUUAACUCAACUAUUCCCCAACAGCGUCUACAUCCGGCGCACAGCCCACGCCCACGCCCAUAAGUUCUCCAUUCGCGAGAUUUCCCAAUUUGCCCAUAAUCGCGAAUACACCACCCUUGUAAUCCUGCAAGAGGACUCCAAGAAGCCGGCUGGCUUGGACAUCGUCCACCUUCCCAAGGGCCCUAUGUUCCACUUCAGCAUCAGCAAUUGGGUCGAGGGCAAGAAAAUUCCCGGUCACGGAAAUCCCACCGAGCACUGGCCGGAGCUAAUCCUGAACAACUUCCGCACACCGCUCGGUUUGCUCACCGCGCAUCUCUUCCGCACUCUAUUUCCACCGCAGCCGGACAUCGAGGGUCGACAGGUCGUCACGCUCCACAACCAGCGCGACUACAUCUUUGUGCGCCGGCACCGCUACGUGUUCCGCGAGAAGCGAGAGACCGAAAAGGCUGUUGUGGGUGCGGAUGGCAAGGAGAUCAAGGGAGCCGAGGGGAUCCGAACGGGUCUUCAGGAGCUAGGCCCUCGGUUUACCUUGAAGUUGCGUCGUGUUGACAAGGGAAUCCAGAGGGCGAGCGGACAGGAGUGGCAAUGGAAGGGGAAGAUGGAGAAGAAGAGGACGUUGUUUCAGCUGUGA
Messenger RNA from Aspergillus mulundensis, 1308 nucleotides. Its product is annotated as rRNA-binding ribosome biosynthesis protein RPF1. The record is from RefSeq and is a predicted model, not a curated record. The coding region runs from base 1 to 1308 and encodes 435 amino acids. Gene Ontology annotation, biological process: maturation of 5.8S rRNA; maturation of LSU-rRNA. The transcript has a single exon. Gene Ontology annotation, molecular function: rRNA primary transcript binding. Lineage: Eukaryota; Fungi; Ascomycota; Eurotiomycetes; Eurotiales; Aspergillaceae. Gene Ontology annotation, cellular component: nucleolus; preribosome, large subunit precursor.